Molecule: messenger RNA, 491 nt
Organism: Copidosoma floridanum
Lineage: Eukaryota; Metazoa; Arthropoda; Insecta; Hymenoptera; Encyrtidae
Gene: Dhc64C
Product: dynein heavy chain, cytoplasmic
Biological process (GO): microtubule-based movement
Cellular component (GO): axonemal dynein complex
Molecular function (GO): dynein intermediate chain binding; ATP hydrolysis activity; dynein light intermediate chain binding
Source: RefSeq, a predicted model, not a curated record
AGAACCUUCCAGUAUGGCUAGGUGGUUUAUUUAAUCCUGAAGCAUACAUCACAGCGACAAGACAAUGUGUAGCACAAGCUAAUAGUUGGUCCUUGGAAGAACUUCAACUUAAUGUAUCAAUAUGUAACAACGAUGUUUCACCUUCAGACAGUUGCUCCUUCGCCGUGACGGGUUUAAAGUUACAAGGAGCUCAAUGUAAAAACAAUCAGCUAUACUUGACUUCAACUAUAAUGACAGAUUUGCAUAUAACGAUUUUGAAAUGGAUACGUAUGUCACCAAUGGAGUCCAAAAACAAACUUUCACUGCCAGUUUACUUAAAUAGUACAAGAACAGAACUUUUGUUCACAGUCGAUUUAAAUAUAGCUCCUAGUCAGGAUCCACAUAGCUUUUAUGAAAGAGGAGUCGCUAUAUUAACAUCAACGGCUUUAAAUUGAUUAGAAGAACAAGAAUUUUCUUGUACUUUAUUUACCAAAAAAAUAAAAUUAACAAAU